AUGUUUACUCAGAAAAAAUUACUCCUUAGCAUUAUUGAUGAUGAUCCGAGCCUUAUUUCGGCUGCUCUUACUGAAGCAGGAACAGGAAAUAUAGAAUUGGAUAUAUCAUCAUUUGAAAAUGUCCCAAAUAUUUUGUUGAAUGGAGCACCAUUAAUUUCAAUUGCCAUGUAUUUUGAUGCAAUGAGGUGCUUCAACACUCUUAUUCAAUAUCCUUCUAAUGCAACUAUAACAGAUCGUAAAUUAGUAACCCCACUUCAUUUUGCAUGCGAAUUAGGAAAUAUUGAAUGGAUAAAACUGCUUUGCAAGAAUGGAGCAUCAAUAACUGCACGCGAUAAGCAUGGUAGGCAACCAAUCCAUUAUGCUGCACAAGGAGGCCAUUCGUUCGUUGUUGAAUGGCUUGUUUCAAUGGAUGUUCCUCCAGAUUUGCUUGAUAAAGGAAAGAACUCGCCACUUCAUUAUGCCUGCAAAGGCGGACAUAUUGAUGUUGCACGCUUUCUCCUUAGUAAAGGAGUUAAACAAACACAGAAUGAAAAUGGUUUUACACCAUUAAUUUAUGCAGCAAAAAUCAAAAAUAGCGAAUUAGUAGAUUUACUUCUUAAAAAUGAUGCUGAAGUUAAUGACAGAAAUAAGAAUGGAGAGACAGCAUUGCAUUGGAGUGUAUCCGAAGAGGAUGAUACAUCUACUAAAAUGCUUGUUACAUAUGGUGCGUUUGUCAAUGCUCAGACAGGAGAAGGAUUGACUCCUUUAAUGUUGGCAGCAGAAAAAGGAAACUUUAAAAUUUGUACUUUCUUGAUUGCAAAUGGUGCUCAAGCUAUAAUAUCAACUCCAGACAAUUGGACAGCGUUACAUUAUGCAUGCACAUCAGGAAAUGUAAAUGUUUGCAGAUUACUUUUGAAUAAUGGCGCUAUAGUUAAUGCAGUUAACUCUGAUAGAAACACUCCACUUCAUCUUGCUGUGAAAAGCAAUUCAGUAGAAAUAAUACGAGCACUCUUAGACAGCGGUGCAAACAAAAAUAUUCGUGAUGCAAAUAGGUUAACUCCAAAACUUGUUGCAAGAGCACUUAAAUAUUAUGAAGCGUAUAGCAUGCUUAAGUAA
Trichomonas vaginalis G3 is the source of this 1095-nucleotide messenger RNA. RefSeq names its product ankyrin repeat-containing protein DDB G0279043 family. The record is from RefSeq and is a predicted model, not a curated record. Gene Ontology annotation, molecular function: protein binding. The coding region runs from base 1 to 1095 and encodes 364 amino acids. The transcript has a single exon. Lineage: Eukaryota; Parabasalia; Trichomonadida; Trichomonadidae.